AUGACCGAGGUGAAAGCCAAGGAGCCCAGAGCGCCUCCCCCUGCCACAGACGGGGCGGUCCUGCUGCAGGGUCAGCCCGGCCGAGAUCCCUUCGGCGAGGAAGCAGAGUCCAUCGACAUCGCCCUGGACAGGCUGCUUUACCCCAAGAGCAGCGACGAGGAGGAGGGCGAAGAGGAGGAGGAGGAGGAGGAGCCCCCCCCCCCCCCCCCCCCCCCCCCCCCCCCCCCCCCCCCCCCCCCCCCCCCCCCCCCCCCCCCCUUCCAGCCAGGGAGCGGCUCCCUCUCGGUCAAGGACUGCCUGGACCCCAUCCUGGACACCUUCCUGGCUCCCGCGGCUCAUGCCAGCUCCACCGUGCCCGCGGCGCCCUGGUGCUUCUUCGAGGCGGAGGAGGCGCCCGACGGCGCGAUGAGCAGCGGCCCCUCGCAGAAGGCGGCCGAAGCCGCCCCGGGCCCCUGCCACGAAUACCCGCAGGCUCCGCGGGCCGGGCAGGAGCCCUCGCUGGAGUGCGUCCUCUACAAGGCGGAGCCCACCCUGCUGGCCGGCGCCUACGGGCCGGCGGCGCCGCCCGACAGCCUGCCCUCCACCUCGGCCGCGCCGCCGGGGCUCUACCCGGCCCUGGGGCUGAACGGGCACCAGCCGCUGGGCUUUCCGGCCGCCGUGCUCAAGGAGGGCCUGCCCCAGCUCUGCCCGCCCUACCUCGGCUACGCGCGGCCAGAUACAGAAGCCAGCCAAAGUUCUCAGUUCAGUUUCGAAUCACUACCCCAGAAGAUUUGUCUCAUCUGCGGGGAUGAGGCCUCAGGUUGCCACUAUGGAGUACUUACCUGUGGAAGUUGUAAAGUCUUCUUUAAAAGGGCAAUGGAAGGGCAGCACAACUAUUUAUGUGCUGGAAGAAAUGACUGCAUAGUCGAUAAAAUCCGUAGGAAGAACUGCCCAGCAUGUCGCUUGAGGAAGUGCUGUCAAGCUGGUAUGGUCCUGGGAGGUCGAAAACUGAAAAAAUUUAACAAAAUUAAAGUUGUGAGAACAUUAGAUGUUGCACUCCAGCAGCCAUCAGCCCUUCAAGAUGAAAGCCAGUCUCUAACCCAAAGGCUGUCCUUUUCUCCAAAUCAAGAAAUACAAUUUGUUCCCCCAAUGAUAAGUGUUUUACGAGGCAUUGAGCCAGAAGUUGUCUAUGCUGGUUAUGACAAUACAAAACCUGAAACACCAAGUUCCUUGCUGACCAGUCUGAAUCACCUUUGUGAGAGGCAACUUCUUUGUGUAGUCAAGUGGUCUAAAUUGCUACCAGGUUUUCGGAAUUUGCAUAUUGAUGAUCAGAUAACCCUCAUCCAAUAUUCCUGGAUGAGUCUAAUGGUUUUUGCUAUGGGGUGGAGGUCAUACAAACAUGUCAGUGGUCAGAUGUUGUAUUUUGCACCAGAUCUGAUUCUAAAUGAACAGAGGAUGAAAGAAUCAUCGUUCUAUUCCCUGUGUCUGUCCAUGUGGCAACUCCCACAGGAAUUUGUCAGACUUCAAGUUAGCCAAGAAGAGUUCCUGUGUAUGAAAGCACUGUUACUUCUCAACACAAUUCCUUUGGAAGGUCUAAGAAGUCAAAGCCAAUUUGAUGAGAUGAGAACAAGUUACAUCAGAGAACUGGUGAAGGCAAUUGGUUUGCGCCAGAAAGGCGUUGUGGCCAACUCACAGCGAUUCUAUCAACUUACAAAACUGCUGGAUUCCAUGCAUGAUCUGGUGAAACAGCUCCAUCUCUUCUGUUUGAACACAUUUCUCCAGUCCCGUGCACUGAGCGUUGAAUUCCCUGAGAUGAUGUCAGAGGUGAUUGCUGCCCAGCUACCCAAGAUUCUAGCAGGGAUGGUGAAACCUCUUCUCUUUCACAAGAAGUGAAAUGUCUUUUCUCUUAUCAUAGAGAUGAUACUUGGGUCAUUUUUUGUUUGUUUAUUUUGGUCAAGAUUUUGCAAUGUCAAGACUUCAGCAUGUUUGACAUACUUACCCUGCCGACUGCUUUGUACCUGUAACAUACACAAGCCAUUCAAGCUUGAUGUACAUAUUGUGAGUUCCUGAUUCCUUAACUGCAAAAAUCACAACAGUCAUAAGAAAUGUUUUGUAAACUUGUCUAAGCUGCCUUUUCAAUAUGCAUAUGAAUGACAAUGAAUAGACUUUCCAGAUUUCUAACAACAGUUAUACAUUUUUCUUACACAUUUCACGCUCUUGAAUUUCUGGUAUGAUAUGGUGCAAAAUUUUUACUUUAGUAUGUUGUGUGCAUGGGUACAUGUGGGCACAUGUAUAAUUUAAGAUUUUUGAGGAAUUAAAAUAAAUAUUGCCCACAUUUUCUUAUGGAUAUUUCACUUUUUAUUACUGCAAUGUCAUAAUGAGUAACUAAAGUGCUAGGCACACAGUAUACAUUCAUACUCUCAUCUGUGGUCAUGUUACAUUGAAACUCUCAAGUCAUGUUGUUUUCUGCAGCAUUCAGUGGAGGUCUUCUUCAAAAAUCAGAAAGUUUAGGGAAAUUUCAAUGUGUAUUGCACCGAAGCAAUGUGUAUGCUAACCCACUAAGGCUUUGGUUAAAAAGUUCAGCACUUACUAAAACUAAACCACUUAGCUGUGAUCCUAAAUUCAUCAACUCUUACAUUCUGUAUUUCAGAAGCUUUAAAUAGAAAUGUUUUCAAUUCUUAAUAAUCUUAAUGUUUUGAAUUCCAAUGCUGAAGGCUCCAUCAACCAUUAGCAUCAAAUUAUAGUGAGAUUAGAUGCAAAAAGAAAUGGAAAAUAUGACUGCAAACAUUUUGAUACACAUCAGACUCAUUUUAGUACAAUUUAGUUGAGCUACAUUUUCUAUUCUAAAAGCAUGCCAUUAUAAAUGGGGUAACUGUAAAAAAGGAAUUGGGCUCAAUUUCCUUUGUACAUUCAAGAAGAAUGGCAUGUUUUACCAUAGAAAUGAAUAUUCAACUGAAAAAUUAUGAUCUGGUGAUGUUUUUUUGUUUGAUAGGGUUAUGAAGCAACUCAUGCAUUUAAGGCAGUAAACUGAGAUAUAUUCAAACAACAGAGAAACAGAUAAACCUUAAGAAGAAUUUAUGAGUCUAUUAAAAUAUGAUAAAUUUUGCCAGUCAUUAGAAAUGAUACGUAAAUACAGGAAGUGGUGAGUCUCGUUUGGGUAUUUCUGGCCUUAUGCUUUUGCUUUUGCCCAUGACUUGUUAGAUGCCCCCACUGUGUGGCUGUGUCAUGCUGGUGGUGUGUAGCUUGGUCUGUACAGACAUAUCCUUGUUACAUGAACAAAGGCCCCUGGGCCCUAAGUUCAGUAUCCCCAGCUAAAUCAGGGUGCCCCUCACUGUAAGUAUAGGUGUGUGCUUGUUGGUAAAAAUUACAUCUUGGACAACUGACAAUUACAGGAAUAUCUAAUGGUGUCCUUACUGGUCAUAAUUUCCUAAAACCAGCAAAGAAGAAUCUCCAUUACAACUGGGAAUAAAAACAUUUUUGAGAUCCCCACAUAGUAGUACAAAACUCACUAGAGCUGUUGCAAAUGUGUGACCCUAAAUAAAGUGGUAUAGACAGACUUUGUGUUAGUUGACUAGGUUUGUAAUUUCUAACUGCCCAGGAAAGCAAUGUCUUUCAUAUUCAAUACAGUCUGACUUUUAACUGUGAUCCUUAAAGCAAUUAUGUUUUAAUAAAUAGCACAAGAUUCUUUAUUU
Molecule: messenger RNA, 3671 nt
Organism: Ficedula albicollis (Collared flycatcher)
Lineage: Eukaryota; Metazoa; Chordata; Aves; Passeriformes; Muscicapidae
Gene: PGR
Product: progesterone receptor
Exons: 10
Coding region: 1-1872 (623 amino acids)
Biological process (GO): regulation of DNA-templated transcription; steroid hormone receptor signaling pathway
Cellular component (GO): nucleus
Molecular function (GO): sequence-specific DNA binding; zinc ion binding; steroid binding
Source: RefSeq, a predicted model, not a curated record